UACUCUAUUUGUAAAGAACCUCUGAUAGAGCUGUCAAACCCUGGAGCGAGUAGUUCAUGGUUUUACUUAACCAGUGACGAUGAGUUCAUCAUAAAGACUGUGCAGCACAAAGAAGCUGAAUUUCUGCAGAAGCUGCUUCCAGGUUACUACAUGAAUCUGAAUCAGAACCCGAGGACCCUCUUACCGAAGUUUUACGGGCUGUACUGUAUUCAAUGUGGCGGCGUUAAUAUCCGAUUGGUGGUGAUGAACAAUAUCCUGCCUCGCUCUUUGAAAAUGCACUACAAAUAUGACUUAAAGGGCUCCACUUACAAACGCAGAGCGUCACGGAAGGAGCACGCCAAACCCUCCCCGACCUUUAAAGAUCUAGACUUCCAGGAGAUGCACGAAGGUCUUUAUUUUGAUGCAGACACGCACAACGCCUUGGUGAAGACUCUUCAGAGAGAUUGUCGGGUGCUGGAAAGCUUUAAAAUCAUGGACUACAGUUUGCUGCUGGGCAUCCAUGUUCUGGACAGGAAGCUGAGGGGGAGAGGCGGGAUAGGGGACAGUAAGCGUCAGGGUGGGCAGAAGGUCCUGUACUCCACAGCCCGCGAGUCC
This is a messenger RNA of Sinocyclocheilus grahami, 594 nucleotides long. RefSeq names its product phosphatidylinositol 4-phosphate 5-kinase type-1 beta-like. The transcript is spliced from 3 exons. The record is from RefSeq and is a predicted model, not a curated record. NCBI's taxonomy places the organism in Eukaryota, Metazoa, Chordata, Actinopteri, Cypriniformes, Cyprinidae. The annotation marks the transcript as partial. Gene Ontology annotation, biological process: phosphatidylinositol phosphate biosynthetic process. Gene Ontology annotation, cellular component: plasma membrane. Gene Ontology annotation, molecular function: 1-phosphatidylinositol-4-phosphate 5-kinase activity.